UAUCAAUUUUCUAGAAUGUAAUCGAACGGAAAGGGGGAGGGGGGAAAGAAGGCAGGUGUGGUCGCGGGCCGGUUAAUUGAAGCCUGCUAUUAAUUAGUAAAUAUGAGAUAUAUAUUUGCGUUACGCUUUUGCGCAAUAUUUUACGUUCUUAUAAAAGCGCGCAUUAUAAAGAGAGGAAUAAAAUUGAUGACGCGAAAUACGAUCGAUAUACGCUCGGUUUAUCAAAUCCCCAAAGUAACAUUAAAAAAAAUCAUACAUUUCAGCAGAUUACACAUUUCCCUCCAUGAAUGAUAAAAAAAUCUGGCGAAAAUCAGGGAGACCCGAAAAAGUUGUGCUCUUGUCCUCAGAAUCCCGCGGAUCCUCUCCAUCAUUUUCCUCGGUAUUUUCAACAUCCUUUAAACACGAAACUCGGCUGACAUUGACCGAUGAGCACCACUGCGAGGGCUCCUUGGGUGUUCGCGCGCGCACUCGGCACGCCAAGUCUUUUAACAGAGCGAAGGGCAGAAGAGCGGCGAGACCGGUGCUCUAUAGGUAUCGGCAUACAUUCUAUUCCGUAUGCAUGCGCACACACAUAUGAAGUACGCACACAUCUACCUACGCACGCGCAUACACACACAGACACACGCACACGUGGCACUCGCCGCGACGCGACGCGGCGUAGUACGCCCGGCCGCCGCGAAAGGGCGCGCCGGUCUCCCCUCCCAGCCUCCGACUCCAUCCCCACCACGCCAUCCCUUCGCGGCCGGCUGAUCCCCGCUGUUCCCGCCGCUCCCCUCAGUCGCCGCCCCACCAUCGCGCCGCACGGACGUCUGGAGAGCGCUGCAGCUGCCGCUACAACCGCCGCGCUUUACGGAGUGCGCGAAGCCCGUCGUGAAGAGACGCGAGACCGCGCAUCGCGACGCUGUCGUCGUCGCCGUCGUUUCCCUGGUGUCUGCUGGCCGGCUCGGUCGCUAACCUAAAAAGUUCGCCGACGACGCCGUUGGCCGGCGUGGUGCGGCGUCCUCGCCGAAAUCCUUUGUUUGGCGAGUGUGCGCGCGCGCGCGCGCGUGUAUCUCCUGUCGGCGAGAGUCUCGUGAGUUGAGACUGGUCGUGAUCGGAUCGUGAUCCGGGUGCUCGCUCUCCGUACGUGACAGCGCGCCGACUCUCGAUCGUUUUGCUUUAUCCCACCGCGACCUUGAACUUGUGCGUGUGUGUGCGUGCGUGCGUGCGCGCCGAUCGCCCUCUCCUCGAGACGACAGCGAGGGUGGGAGGAGAAGAGGAGCGAGGGAGACUCGGGUGCGACGUCGUCGGGAUCCUGGAUGUGAGCGAGGAUGUUUUCCUACGCAACCUUCCCAGUGGGGCUGCAGGUACGAUUCCCGAUCGUCGCCGGGCCUGCUGGUGGUAAAGUCGCGCCGGUGGACCACCAGGUGCGGCAACGGGCGACGGAUCAUCGGUGACCAUCGGGACGCGGUGCAUUAACUCUCCGCCGGCAUGGAGGCGACGAACGGCGCGAUCGAGCACGACUUCCACAACACGCUGGUGCCGAUAAACGGUAGCCACUCGGGCAGCUCCGGCAGGAGUACACCAAACGGCGGAGACCCGGCGCCGGGAAAGCUCUUCGUGGGCGGCCUCUCCUGGCAGACAAGCAGCGAGAAGCUGCGGGAGUACUUUGGCAUGUUUGGCACCGUCACCGACGUCCUCAUCAUGAAGGAUCCGGUCACACAGCGUAGCCGCGGUUUCGGCUUCAUCACGUUCGCCGAGCCCGGUAGCGUCGACAAAGUCCUCAAGUGUCCCAUCCACACCCUGGACGGCAAGAAGAUCGAUCCGAAGCACGCGACGCCGAAGAACCGCGCGAAACAGGCCAAUCGCACCAAGAAGAUCUUCGUGGGCGGUGUCAGUCAGGACACGAGCAGCGACGAGGUCAAGGCCUACUUCAAUCAAUUCGGCAAGGUGGAGGAGACGGUGAUGCUGAUGGACCAGCAGACCAAACGACACCGCGGCUUCGGCUUCGUCACGUUCGAAAACGAGGACGUCGUCGACCGCGUAUGCGAGAUACACUUUCACACCAUCAAGAACAAGAAGGUCGAGUGCAAGAAGGCGCAGCCCAAGGAGGCGGUGCAGCCGGGCGCUCUCGCCCUCGGCAAACGGGUGGUCCUGGGCGCCCUCGGCGUGCGGCUCGCACCGCAACCGCCGCUGCCUGUCGCUGCGGCUGCCUCGCAGCUCGUCGCGGCGCAGGCGCAGGCCGCGCAGGUGCAGGCAGCCGCAGCCGCGGCAGCGGCGGCGCAGGUGCAGAACGCGGUCGCGGGUUACGGCAAGCUGUUUGCCGCUACCGGCGGCUAUCCGGCCCUCUCCGCGUAUCGAUACGCGCCGUAUCCGAUACCGGCCGCGGCAGUAGCGGCGGCCGCGGCUGCCGCGGCGCCAGCCGCACCCGCGGCACCGGCGCCGAACCACGGUGCGGCUGCGGCCGCGGCUGCAGCCGCGGCAGCGGCGACGUCACCGGCCGCUGCCGCGGCGCCCGGCAAUCCCUAUCAGGGCUACUCGCUCACCAACGUCGACAUGUCGAGCUUCCAGGGCGUCGACUGGGGAUCCAUGUACGGGAUGGGGAUGUACGUUUAAAGCGGAGACGUCGCCGCCACGACCUUGGGAUCCGGCGAACGAACAAAUCCACGUGUUUGUACUCUCCGAGGUCGAAUGCCUGCGAAAUCACCCCCGCCUUUCCAUUCCCUCGAUAUCGAGGGAAUUCAAAGUGUCUCGUGGAGGAAAAUGGCCCACCGCUUGCAAAACUGCAGCGACGAGACAAUGAAAAUACUCUCGACGAAGAUAACUUCCGACUUGAUGCUUCCGAUCGCCAUUUCAUUGGUCGUUCUCGCAUCACCGGUAAGCGACGCUAGUAGGGAUGAUGGAUUCUUCGAUACUUUUGUUACGGGAUGAAAUCAUACACACACACGUACACGUACACUCACACAUACACACGUGGAAAAGCUUACAAGCGGAACGGAUCCAAUAAAGAAAGCUGAAAUUUCAAUCGUUUCGUACUCGAGCGAAAAGCAAAGAUUGUCAAGGGAAUAAACGAUCUCUCGGGUGAAAGUGACGACUAGAAUUAGGUGCGCGAGGCGAAGCUCGUAAGAUCAGAUUGAAAGGAUUAUAUUGGAUUGUUUUUCCAAAACGAACAUUUUUUUGCGUUUAACGUCAUACUUAAUUAUUUAAUUUAUUUAGAGCGUCGCGCUGAGGAUCGAGGCUGAUGAGCCUCAUUACGUGUUAUUAUUUUUUCAGAUCCCAUUUGUCUUUCGUUAUCGCGUCUCCGAUUCAUAUCCAUUUCUCACGAUCACAAGUCAUUGCGUAUACUUUGGUUCCUAUUUAGAUUAACGCGUUAUAGACUUGAAUCGCGCCUCAUCUAUGCUCGUUAUGUUAAUCAACGCGAUCCAUUAGCGAUAGUCUCUUAGUUUCUUACUUGUUCCCGGCCGUUUUCUGGCCACGAAGCAAUAAAAAGAGAAAAAUGCGAGAGGCGGUGAACGAUUUACUUUCCGCCGCGCAAGGUUCGAGACAAAAAGUUCGCCCGGUUGCCCCCUUACUUCCUCUCUCUUUUUUUUUUACAUGUAUACAUUUUCUCAUGUCUCUUGAUGAUGAUGAUGAUGAUGAUGAUACAUGUGCGCAUAUUCCGCCAAAAUACAUUGUCGAGUUGCCUUCGCCAGAGACUGAAGUACGAAUGCGAUGCGUACGAAUGAGAGAUACCAAUCGAGUGAGAAAAUAAGACCGAUUUUACCCGAACGCGUCUUCAGAGUAAAACACACACCGACCGCUCGGACUCUGUUUCUUCGUCAGCGCGAGUCGAAUCGAUAGCGAAAGACUUAAUGUUAGAGAGACUAGAUUCGCGUCAAGUGCCAAACGAACGUAAACGGGCAGGGAGGCAUUUCACUUUCUCUCGCUUUGUCUUUAUUCCGAGGUCCGAGCGACGACUACAACGACACGACGACGGACUCCUUCACGAUCCUCUUCGUCGCAUCGCGCUUCCAAGCUCGCGUUUCCUCUCGCAUUUCCAGAGGCAACAGGUCACCACACAUACAAUCCAUUUCGCGCGAACGAGCAGACCCUUUCGAGAUUACAUACGUACGAUACACACACGAUGAGGAACAACACGAGGGGGACACGUGUACGACUAUGUAUAAUGUAUAGAUACAUAUAUACACACGUAUAUAUAUAUAUAUUUUUCUUCAAAUAAUGGAAGACAAUAUUUCUCCGCUCUCCAUCGCGUUAAAUAAGACUAGCGAUACACACACACACAAUACAUAUAAUAUACACAUACACGCGAAUGUAAUUUGAUUAAAUUCGAGUCGCGUCGAACAAAUAAGACUUUUAGCGAUUGUAAUCCGCGCAAAGGGAUGUAUUGCGCUGAAUAGUUGUUAAGAAAUUGAUCGACAGUAUCAUGCGCACGCGAUGUAAGCCGCGAGCGAUCGGCGUCACUUAAUGAGCUCCUAAGAGAGGACGAGUCGGCAGUUUUAUUUAAGUUAAUCUUAAGCAAACACACACAUACACCUACACCCACACAGAUAGCAUUAUUGAUGAUAGCGGAUAUAGAUACUUAAGCGAAUAACUCGUAACAAUAAGUAAUACAGGGGGGAGGGCUUUUCCCCCCGGACGCGCGCGCGAGAGACAGAUACUUAAGAGAUAUUAUUAUAUUACGCAUCUUUAUAAAUACACUUAAGAGAACUUGUGCGACUGUACGUUAAACUGCGAGAAACGGGAAUUCAAGAUUGAGAUUAGCUCACGUAUAACUCAAGCGAUAAAUUAGGUAUUUAAGUCUUAAGUCGCGUAAGUUAAGGCACUCGUGAGGAAGGUAUUAUUAAAAAGAUAUUUGUGCGAGAGAGUAUGUGAGAGAAAGAGAGACAGAUAUUUAAUUUAUACGCCCCGAGAUCGACUCGCCGCGACAAGUAUUCAAGUUUAAAUGUGUCUUUGCGACGAUUUGCGCCAGCUUGUCAAACUCUCGUGUAAAUACGCGAAGUUUCCUCCAAUCGAUAUCUAUCCCGUCCCUUUUACAUUUUUUUUUGCUUUAUUUUAAUUAUUUAAAUUAUUCGUUAAAGCGCAAUGCAGCGCUUGAAAUUGUCGAUGUGUCUUAGUUCGUAAGUUUCUCAAGUGUUGUUUCGCGCGACCGUAGAUUCGCCGCGCGAUAUUCGCUUAAUUUAUUUUCUUUACCUCUAGUUUUUUUUUUAUCUCGUACAUUACCGAUAGUCUGUAGGAAUAUCAAGUGCAUGUAUGACAGGGGGAGGGGGAGAAGGGGCGUUUGGUUCGCCCGAAUGAUCUCAUUUCGUCGAUCGGUGUCGACGAGUAUUUCGCGAAUAUUUUCAGUAGUUUCUUUCCGGAUGGGAUUGGGAGAUGGAAUUUAGAUGAGAGAGGGUCGUCGUCGUCGGCGGGACGAACACGGGGCGUCUUCGACGAGGAGUCGUAUGUAGGAUGUGAGAAAUUUCGAGCAAUAAGCGAUUGACUCAAACUUUAAACUACACUAUUAUUAUACGAGUAUUAUUAACGAAAAUACAAAAUGCGUCGGCGCCUUUGCGCGCGUAAUCGAUAGAUGAGAUAAUCUCCUAGGUAUAUAAAUAUACGAAUACUCGAGAUGCGAAAGGAUUUGGAUAAUAAUAAACGAGCGAUAAAGCGAGGGAAGGAUCCGAGAGCGUUGGGGAUUGGGAAGGAUCUCCGAUCCUUCCGAAACAAGUAAUAUUCUCUAGUGAUACUACACAUAUAUAUAUACUUUAAUAUACAUAUAUAUAUAUAUAUGAACAAAAAAAUAUAUAAUUAUAUACAUACACACCGUAAUGCUAAGGAUAAACAAAAAACUCGCGAGUGAUAUUUAUGACGUAUUAAGGGGAUAUAUUAUACAAAAGUAAGAACGAAAACGUUCAGAGAGAAACAAACGGGACGAACAAUGGACGAGGAGACAGUAGACGCGAAAAAUGAGAAGAUCGCAGUUUUCAUUCUCGAUAGACACUUCUGCGGACCCCGCUUUCCUCCUCCGUCUUCGGUCCAUCAUAUCUCUCCUCCCAUUUCUCUCUCUCUCUUUCUCUCUCUCUCAUUUUUCUUGCUCGCGGGCGCGAACAUUUUUUCUAAGUGAAAAUAAAAAAUUUUUCGAGAACAUCUGUUUUUUUUGUAUUAUAAUAUUUUUUUUUUAUUAACGGAAGAAGGAUAAAGAGAGAGAGAGAGAGAGAGAGAGGCUCUGUUCGGGGCUGUUUUCCCGAGGAGAUUUUUCGAGCCGGUGUCGUCGAACCAUCGUACGCGUUCUCCCGAUGUAUUUAUUUUCAAAGUUGCCUUCUGGAAGCGAAGAAAUUCCGCGACGGACGCUCGCGAAUGCUCGACGAUUCCGCGAAAUUUUCUCGAAGAUGCGAGAAUCGGGGGCAAUUUCGGCGAGUUCAAAUUUUCGACAACAAAAGGUAAAAUCCUUCACCUGUAGAUCCACACUCGAGAAAUCUUUUCGAGAGAUUUUUUCGCGGUAAAAAUCGACAUUUUUUUGAUCUCGCCGAAAUCUGCCCUGUUUUUUUCAAAACUCUGGUUGCAAAAAAUCCCUAGUAUCCCUACCUAGUUUCUAUACAGCACUGAUCAAGAGUAUUGCAUUACUUAUUGUUAGAAAAGCAGGAAAAUCGUUACUUUAAUGUAAUAGAAACAUGUAUAAAUAUUAUCAACUUAUAUUUUAUUCUUUACAUGUCGUAAAAAUUAAAAAUUAUAACAAAUAUUAAAUUUUUGAGUCUUCAAAAUAACCUUCCUCUCUCAAUUAUCGAAGCUUAAUUCGAUAAGACUAUCGUGGGACGAACUUUGUAAAAGAAUCGAAAAAAAUGUAACCUGUAUUCAGUAACAAUUUAAAAAAAAAAACUCAUUGAAUGCAGAGGGAAACUAUUUUGAAGGAUCAGAAAUUCAAUAUUUAGGUCAGGUUGCUCGUUAUGAUUGAAAUAAUAGUAAUAAAAUAUAAUUUGAUAAUAUUAAUAUAAGUUUUUUCUUUCAUUGAAUAACAUCUACCUUGUGUUCACAAGCGAUGCAACACUUUUGACCGGUAUUGUACGUUUCCAUUACGGGUCGAAACAAGCCUCAAUCGUCCCGGAGAAGCGCGAUUCUCCGGACGGAUCGUCAUCGAGACUGCAAAUCGAGGACUGUCCCUCGGGUAUCUCGGAAAUUGGACGAUGUAUCGUUAAAUAAUAACGGCUCGCGAUUUACUCUACUCCUGUCGGCUCGACGAAGAUGGAAGGGUUACUCGUAAAAUUUCUCAGCAAUAAAUUUAGCCGUACGAGUCGCGAAACAUCAAAGUCUCGGACGUUUCCCUGAUCUGUUCAUUUCGGAAGUGUCUCAUCGUCAGUUAUCCCGACGAGAAGAGAAAGAGAGCGGGAGGGAGGGGAAAAAGAAACGCGAUAAUUUGACCGAGCGCACCCUCUGUGACGAUUUUGCAAUCUUAUCAGCGAACCGUUAUGAGCUGUAAUAGGGAAUCUUCAAUCCGAUAUUGCUUUCGCAUAAACUCUCGCGACAAGUUAAUAUCGCACACAUGUCAAUUCGUUCCGCGACGCGCGAAUUAUUCCUUGCAUUUUGAAUAUGCAAUUAUAAUUAAAUCAUAAGUAUGUAAAGCCUCAUAAUCAUAUACGAUCGAUAUAUAGAUCGAGGGAUGUAGUCUAAUCCAUUAUAGCCCAUAACGUACGGUGUAUUGUAACGUCGUUGAGAUGCGUUGCAAACAAGUCUUAAGACGUCGAGCACUAGAGACGAGAUCGAUCGUGGCUUCGGUAAAGCAACCCUUUACAGGGCAGCAAGGGUCGAUAAUUUUUUAGACAAGCUGAUUAACAUCCACGCAAAAUACUGCUUUAUUUUACAAGAUUCGUGUGCUAAUUUUUUUUGCAACCACAAUUAUCCCUAUAAAGGGUUGGGGACUCGUGUCUGCUGAUAAUCUCGUCUCGUGAAUCUCGCGGGUUGUCGCGUAUUUUCGUUCUCCGGCAAUUUUCAGCGUCAAUGUGAAAUCAUCGUCAUCGUCGACGGUGACAGAUAAGUUCCACGAUUUUCGCGCGGCGAAAAUCGAGUCUCUCUCGCCUUGUCUGGUGUUUUUACCUCUAAUAUCUGCCCAAUGACACCGUCAUUGUCGAGGAAAAAAAUAUCACCACGGUGAAAGCCAUCUCUCUCUUCCGAUUAGCACAGCUCCUCCUUCCGAUCCUUUCGAUCUUUCCCGAUUUGGUCCAGUUCCACGUAACAUCCCUUAGUAUAUAUGUAUAUAUUAUAUAUAUUAUAUAUAUUAUAUAAUGUAUAAUAUAUGUAAUAUAUAUUUUGUAUCUCAGUCUGACAAUUGUGUAUCUCAUAUACAUAUAUACAUAUAUAUAUAUAUAUACAUAUUGCGAAUGUUGUUAGUAAUUAUUAGCGUAGCUGGUAUUUUUUGAUGAGCGCUCUAACCAUCACUAGUUGUGUAUGAAACGUAGGUGAAGCAUGCUGGUUGAAAUAUCUUUCCCCCUAAUCGUCUCAUAUCCACCUUUUUGAUUCUCCUCCGAAACCUCUUCCUCCCCCCCCCUCCCUCCUCCGUCUUCCGCUUUUCUCAUUACGAUCCGUUUGCACUUCCGCUUUCCCGUCGACACGAACGUCAUUGCUCGAAAUAUAUUCAAGAGAGAAGAGAAUAAAAGAAAAAAAGAAAAAAAAAAAGAAAAAAGAAGCCUCACGAUUCUCUAUCGCUUUUUUUCUCGUUGAAUCAAAUCUUCUCGUUUAAUUACGCGAUUAGAGCAAUUUUGUUAUCCCGGAUAUUAAUUCCUCUUUGCCUCUCGUGUAAUUUUUUUCGUGCAAGAUUCAAUCGGUCAACACUUGUCGACGAGAUAUUUUUAACUUUUGCACGACAACGAACAAUCCUUGGCUUUACUAUUUUCACUUCGAGUCUUCCGGGCAUCUCCCCUUCCCCGCGCCUAGUUACUUAAUUUCCCCCUUCCGUGCAAAUUUCCCAAGCAACCUUCGCCCGACUGUGGAACAUUACGGACAAAAACCGAGAAAUUGUCUGACGAAAGAUCGAUACUUAUAUGUACAUAUGUGUGGGAAAGAAUCUAAGAAAGGAGAAGCGAAAGAGAAAGAGUGAGAGUGAGAGAGAGAGAGAGAGGGAGAGAAAGGAAGACGGAGAACGAAAUCGAACUGUGUAAUGUAUGUACAUGCAAACAUACGCACGUCCCUCUUAACACUCCCAACGUCUUAAUUGCGUAAGCGCUGAUAUACUCGAUACUCGAAUCGCAUUACUAUUAUUACUGCUAUUCAUUAUCAUUAUCGCCAUUAUCUCACAAUUAUUAUUAUUAUUACUAUUAUUAAUAUUCUUGAUUACUAUUAUUAUUAUUAUUAUUAUUAUUAUUAUUAUUAUUACGCAUCAGCAUCAUUAUUGUGCUUGUCAUUAUUAUUACGAUUAUAAUUAUUAUCAUUAUUAUUAGCGACUCUUACAAAACACACACACACACACACACACACACACACAUACGUGUUCUUUAUAUUCGUACCAACACGUGACGCAUCGCGUGCGUGCCCGCGAGUCGCGGCUCUCUUAAAUGUUCCCUUAAUUUAUCCCGCCACUUUGUGUUAUCGUUUAUUAGAUUCUUACGUGCCAGCCACACACGUGCGUGCCAUAAAGGGGAUAAUUGUUGGGUUCCUAUUGAAAUAUAAAAACGCGCGUCGCGACGCAAGCCAAUUCGAUCGCCAAUCGAAAGGAGGAAGAGGAAAGAAAGGCGGGAAAGGGGGUUCGCCAUGCAAAGUCACCCCGGGGAUGGAGGCGACGAUCGAUCACGGGGGCUCGUACUCUCUCCUCUCAUCCCAUCGUUCAUCCAAAAAGUCGCCAACUCUCGGUUUCUUCCCCCCCCCUCCCUCCCUCCUCCCUUCAGAUCAGUUGUAACGUAUUGGCGAUGCCAAUGUAAACGUUCGGGCUCUUCUCCAUUUUAUAUCGCAUUUCCGUUUUGUUUGCCCCCUUUCUUUCCUCCGUUCGCUUAUCUGGGCCUAUCUUAUCUCGAUCGGGCAAGGGAAAGAAAACCGAUUAUCCGGCGGCGAUUAUUUUGACGUUUGCGUCCGAGCGCGUGCGCGAUGCAUACGACCACAUACACGUGCACACAUAAAUGCAUAUAAACGUACACGCAUACUAGACAGGAAGAUAUACGACGCUAACGCAAGAGUACGCUAGUUGGCGCACGCCAAGAACGACAGCAACACGAACGAAAACGUAACGUAAAAUUAGUAUAGGUUGAUGCCUAGAAAAAAAAUUGCCAAUAAAGUAGUCGUUUAAAACUUGUA
This is a messenger RNA of Camponotus floridanus (Florida carpenter ant), 10233 nucleotides long. RefSeq names its product RNA-binding protein Musashi homolog 2 (gene msi). NCBI's taxonomy places the organism in Eukaryota, Metazoa, Arthropoda, Insecta, Hymenoptera, Formicidae. The transcript is spliced from 4 exons. The record is from RefSeq and is a predicted model, not a curated record. Gene Ontology annotation, molecular function: RNA binding. Bases 1471 to 2595 code for a protein of 374 amino acids. Gene Ontology annotation, cellular component: cytoplasm.